Messenger RNA from Monosiga brevicollis MX1, 3906 nucleotides. RefSeq lists its product as uncharacterized. The coding region runs from base 1 to 3906 and encodes 1301 amino acids. The record is from RefSeq and is a predicted model, not a curated record. Gene Ontology annotation, molecular function: phosphotyrosine residue binding. Lineage: Eukaryota; Choanoflagellata; Craspedida; Salpingoecidae. The transcript is spliced from 3 exons.
AUGGUGCGCCUCAUCCAGGCGGACCUGCUAGCCUUGCUGGCUUAUCUCGUUGUGCCCGUAUGCACGCAAUGGACACCGGGACCGGGCGCCUCUGCGUAUCUGACCAGUCCCAGCUGGCGUUCCGACACCACGGCCCAGGGCACACACACCAUCUUCAACGUUGCCGGCUUCAACACCAGCUAUCCCAUCCUAAACAACGACUACUACUACGACCACAGCCCCUUCUUCACAGAUGCCAACUACAUCAAUGUGGCUGGCAAUGCCGACGCGGUCGUUCACAACUUUUCACGUUUCUCGCUAGACGACGCUCGCUACCACGCGGAGCCCGGCAAUGGUAGUGCCUCUGCUACCCUGCAAACGCUCCGCUACCUAUUUCGUCUUGGAGCACCCGGUUCAAGCUAUGAUCGCAGCCAACUGCAGUCAACCCACGACUACCUCGAACUUUACGUGACGCUCUUCCUGUCCUCGGGUGUCUCCCAGCGUCUUCUCAUGUUCUUGGCCGAGGGUGCUGAUGACUCCCGCUUCGUGGUCAAGCAACCAGCAAGCCUGGCUGGCCUGGUCUUUGCACCAAACCAGCCCGCGUCCCGCCUCAGCCUUGCCACCAGCGUGCCAGAGACGCUUACUCACCUCCAAUUCACUCUUGUGUACCGAUCUACCGGUUACCAGGAGCUCCUGGUCUUUGGAGAUCUCGCCGUGCUUGCCUGCACGACUCGAGGCUGCCCUUGCUAUCCCGGCGAGUAUUUUGGUGCCAAUGGCUGCACACGCUGUCCUGCGGGCCGCUUCACGGCCGAGUGGAACGCCUCUAGCUGUGGCCCCUGCCCUGGCGACCUUGUUCCCAACGAUGAUCGGACCGGGUGUCGCUGCCCACCCUCGAUGGUGCCUGCUCACCCCGGAUCAGACACCACCUGCGCGCCCUGUCCAGCAGGAACGCGCCAACACUACAUAGGCACAACCUGCUUUCCUUGCAGCACGGGCACGUUUUCAGCAACCACGGGUGCCACGUCAUGCAGUCCCUGCACACCGCCUGCGGAACAUCCGCAGGAACCCUGCCCACCCGGUCAUCUCUUUCUUAAUUGCACUGCUUCUCACGACCGAGGGUGCCGAGAUGUUACGCCGCCGACACCUGUGCUGGUGGGCCGCGAGCAGCUGCAGCUGGUUACAAAACGUGUGGGCAAUUACACGAUCGAAUUCUGGGCUUUGGAUGCGACUGGCAAUGCUGGCGUGGCGCAAGUGCUUGUGCUUGUCAUAGAUACCACUGCGCCAAUGAUAUCGUUGUGCAACGGAACCCGCCUCACCAACGGCACCCGCUGGUGGAUUCGCGCUGGCGAACCCGUUGCCCCACAGCUAUACGAUGUCUGUGCCUAUGACAUGACCCCGAGUCGCCCCCUUGUGCGCUCAUUCGGAGACAUGAUACCUUUGCUGCCAAAACAACUCCCAGCCAAUUUUUCUGUUCGCUACGUGGCACAAGAUGACGUGGGGCAUGUCACCAUUGUCAUCGUCACGGUGACCAGCCACGAUCGAAUACCACCCGAGCUUCGCCUUGUCGGCUCGGCGGACCUGCACGUGGAGGCUCAGCGCCAUGACGACUCGGCCUUGAUCUGGGAAGACCCUGGGGCCACCGCUUUGGACGCCGUGGAUGCCAUGCUCCACCCGAAAGCACCACCACCCGCUGUACAACGGGACAUCAUGAGUGUAUCUUGGGGACCGACAGACGUGACGGGACCUGGUUGGUCGUGUCCGACCUUUUUCGAACCUUGGCAUGUCGCAAGCGACACGCCGUCCAUGUCCUCCACAACAAUAGGGACACCACUGACAUCAGCCACGACCCAGGCGCUCAAUUCGAGCACCGCCCUUCCCCUUCAAGUGCUGCUGUCUGCCCCUCCCGGGACCGUGUACCAAAUUCGCUAUUCUGCCCGCGACCUGACGGGCAACGUCGCCACGGUCCAUCGGGUUGUCACCAUUCAGGAUACCCAAGCGCCCGUCUUUCAUGUCACCAGCCAUUUGAUCUGGUGGCAUACUGAUGAGGCACCAGGGAUGCACCUCCCAAGCUUGAGCGUCGUGGAUGCAGUUGAUGGGCAUCUCGAAGCAGCAGUGUGCGUGCGUGCAGCGCGCUUCUUGCCCGAACCCGCGGUGCCUCAGCCCCUAGUCGUGGCUGGACGAAUUCCAGUUGAUUAUUCUGUUUCUUUGCGCAAUGUGACCCCGGCGGCGCCAGCGGGCACGCUUUUUCAGCUCGAGUAUCUUGUUGCAGAUGCCCUUGGACAUUUGGCAUGGACCCAGCAAUUGGUGGCUGUGGUGGACGUGCGAGCACCCCUCGUUGUCUUGCGCGGACCCACCAUCACCCAGGUCCCCUAUGGAACGCAAUUCCGCGAACCUGGUUUUGUGGCGGCUGUAGGGGUCACCGUGACCGUGUCUGGCCUUGAGGAGCUGGAUGUGUACCAGCCUGGCCGCUAUGAGCUACUGUAUGGGACCCUUGGCCGAGCGGUGGCGACGCGUUGGAUUGACGUGGCCGAGUACAAGCGUCCAGCAGAGGAGGCCGUCGUCCGGCUGGAGCUGGAACGCAGCGUCGCUGCUGAUACGCGGCGUCUAUCUGAAUUGGUGCAGUCGGCGUUGCCCGACUGGGGCUACAUCAUCCUCAAUGACUGGCAAACAAACGGCAAGCGCCGCCGUGCACUCUCCAACAUCCUGGAGCUGAGCGUGCGACGCAGGGACUCGAACUUCACUUCAGUCCCAGGCACGACCAUCGCGUCGUGGCUGGCAGAGGGAGCAGCAGACCGUGCAACCUUUGAAGCUGCGUUGGGGGCGCACAUCAACGUUGUUGCCACGUCGUCAACCUGGCUAGCAGCUUCCAAUGGCAACCGUUCAAACGACUUGCCCGUGUGGGUGAUUGGUGCUGCGGUUGCGGGAACAUGCCUAGUAUGUGCGCUAGUGUACCUGACGCGACAGCGGCGACGGCGGCGGCAUCAACGGCCCCUCGUAUCUGGCCGCCAGUACGACAUGAGCAGCAUGGAUGUGGAUGGGUGUUCGUUGUCCACGCCACUGUCGGAGCGACGAUUCGCCGGCUCACACAUGGUGACGGCCCCCCACCUUCGGGUGGCGUACCUACCUGGGUUUGAGCAUUCGAAUUCGUCGGCGUGGGAGAGUGGAACGGAUAGCAGCGUGCUGCCGGGACCGCCCGUGGCGCCUCGGCCUUCUACAAGCUUGAGCACUCCAUCUUUUGGGGAAUACGCAGCGCUGGACGAUGCGCCGGUGGUUGAGCUGCCUGAGUACGCCGAGCCAGACGAGGUGUCUGCACCGGCUGUCAUCGUUCAUGACUUGCACGAAUACGAGUACGCGCCCUCGGGUGGGGCGUUGACACGACGGGCAACCCAGGUCGAGUAUGCCUAUGCCGAGUCCUUUGAGGCAUCGCGACCCUCAAGCGUCGCCACUGACAGUAUGUAUGAGACCCCAACACCGCGCGCAAGUAGCCAUGAUGGCACCAACGAGCACGAUCACUCGGCAGCUGAGUGUGCAGCCACCACCCCGGACAAUGGCAAUCCGCAUGCCGGCGAGGGAGACUUUGAUGAACCACUUUACCAGGAAGUCCCACCGCCGCUGCCGCUGCGUCAACCCGCGCUUUCCACUGUAGUCGAAGGGUUACUAUGCGAUGCAGGUUCACUUGAAGGAAUCAAUGUUGCUGUUGACGCUAGUCACGAGCAGUUAAGUGAGAGCCAGCAUGCGAGUUUGCGCGAUGUUCUCAGCCCAGCCGAAAGUGACCACACACAGCCAGAAAAGGACCAGCCGCUGAGCCAGAGAGACUGUUUCCUGCCUCCGACGUGUGCCUCCCCCCCUGUCCUGCGCUUCGAGCAGCCCUACGAUGAAGCCCAUCAGCCGAGUUUGAGCAUGCUAGAGGGCGACCCGAGUAGCUAG